AUGACGAGAAUCUUAACAAAAAACGAAAGUCAGUUUAGAAGUAAAAUAAAAAUAUUAGAAGAAAAUAAAGUUGAAUACCAUCGGUACCAAUUAAAAAGUGAAAAACCAUUUCGAGUAGUAUUACGAGGUAUAAAUCAUGACUCAUAUAUGGGAAUAAUUACCAAUGAACUGUAUGACCAAGGCCACGAAGUAAGCAAAAUAACCAAUAUACAGAUCAAAAAAAAAUUUCUAUCCUAAAAACAAAAACAGCGAGUGGACAUACAUAAGGCUACCAUUAUUCUUUGUAGAUUUAAAACCGCGGGAAAAUAAUAAAAAUAUAUACAACAUAAAAUUACUAUGUCAUCAGAUAAUAAAAAUAGAACCAUUUCUUUCAAGAAGUACCGUAGUGUAAGAACUGCCAAGCUCUCGGGCACACACAAAAUUACUGUCACAGAUCGUCUGUAUGCGUAAAUGUAGUGAAGGACACAGAACUGAAGAUUGUCCAAAAUCUAUAAAGACAAAAACAAAGUGUGCAAACUGUGGUGAAGAUCACACAGCCAAUUGGAAGGGUUGCUCUGCUUACAAGAAAUCAAUAGAAAGAGCACACCCAAAACAAGUCUCUGCUAUGCAAAGAAUAUAGCNCCAAGCUCUCGGAUCGUCACAGAUCGUCUGUAUGCGUAAAAUGUAGUGAAGGACACAGAACUGAAGAUUGUCAAAAAUCUAAAAAGACAAAAGCAAAGUGUGCAAACUGUGGUGAAGAUCACACAGCCAAUUGGAAGGGUUGCUCUGCUUACAAGAAAGCAAUAGAAAGAGCACACCCAAAACAAGUCUCUGCUGUGCUAAGAAUACAGCAGAAACCUGUCACAACAAACGUUUCAUACUCGCAGAUGGCUAGUACUUCAAAAGUCCAUACAAAAACACCUCAACCAAAGGAAAACGAAGAAUCCACUACUCUUAAUGAUAUUCUAGUCGCGNAAUAGAAAGAGCACACCCAAAACAAGUCUCUGCUGUGCAAAGAAUACAGCAGAAACCUGCCACAACAAACGUUUCAUACGCGCAGAUGGCUGGUACUUUAAAAGUCCAUCCAAAAACACCUCAACCAAAGAGAAACGAAGAAUCCACUACUCUUAAUGAUAUUCUAGUCGCGUUAACCAACGUAACGCUGACACUAACAAAAAUCUGCUGUGAUUUUUGUAGAAUGGACAAACUGGAAAUAAACCAGACAAAGUCCAAAAAUACCUCGCACAAAAUAAAGAAAUGAACCACACACUGCGGAUCAUAGCAUGGAACACCAACGGGUUAGUAUAGCACAGACAAGAACAAGAAGACCUUUUAUACAGUGAAAACAUUGACAUAGCCCUUAUUUCGGAAAUUCACUUCACAACGUGGACCUAUCUAAAGAUAAGGAAUUACAGAAUAUAUACGACAAUUCAUCUCAGUGGUAAAGCUCGGGGUGGUACUGCUGUAAUAAUAAAAGAGUCCAUAAAGCACUAUGAACUCGAAAAAUACUCUGUAAAUCAUACACAAGCGACAAGCGUCCGCGUUAAUGACGGGAAUAACGAUCUCACCGUUACUGCAGUUUAUUGCCCACCGCAAGGAGGUGCAGAUGAAAUUAAGUUUGCUGAAUUUUUCCAUACGUUGGGUUCUANCCAUAAAGCACUAUGAACUCGAAAAAUACUCUGUAAAUCAUAUACAAGCGACAAGCGUCCGCGUUAAUGACGGGAAUAACGAUCUCACCAUUACUGCAGUUUAUUGCCCACCGCAAGGAGGUGCAGAUGAAAUUAAGUUCGCUGAAUUUUUCCAUACAAUGGGUUCUAGAUUCAUUGUUGGAGGUGAUUAUAAUGCUAAGCAUACACACUGGGGAUCGAGAUUGAUCACCCCAAAGGGACGAGCCUUGUUAAAAGUUGCAAACAACAUCAACGCUAAAAUCAUCACAACAAGAAAGCCAACGUAUUGGCCCACUGAUCCAAACAAUAUUCCCUACCUGCUACUGAAGAAGUAAUACUUUCCAUAUAGAAGAUUAAUAUAGCUUCAUUAUCUUGAAUGUCUUGAUUGCAGUCUACACAUACUAGUGCUUCUCACGUUAAGUUCUAAUGUUAUACAUAAACAACGAAAGAUGUUGCUAACCAACAAGAAAACAGAUUGGGACAUCUUUAGAGCGAAUCUAGACGAGACCUUAAUGCUCACAGUAAGACUAAGAACACCUAUUGAAAUUGAUAGUGCUGUUGAACAACUGACUAAUAACAUCGUAAAAGCAGCGAAAGUGGCCACACCCAUAAUACNGAACUUACAGAACUAACGUCAGAUCACAUACCAGUGCUUCUCACGUUAAGUUCUAAUGUUAUACAUAAACAACGAAAGAUGUUGCUAACCAACAAGAAAACAGAUUGGGACAUCUUUAGAUCGAAUCUAGACGAGACCUUAACGCUUACAGGAAGACUAAGAACACCUAUUGAAAUUGAUAAUGCUGUUGAACAACUGACUAAUAACAUCGUAAAAGCAGCCGAAAGUGGCCACACCCAUAAUACCAACAGGCGAUAA
Cinara cedri is the source of this 2520-nucleotide messenger RNA. NCBI's taxonomy places the organism in Eukaryota, Metazoa, Arthropoda, Insecta, Hemiptera, Aphididae. The record is from the annotation of a GenBank genome assembly.